AUGGUCAAAUUCAGCCGUGUCUUGUGUGGCAUUCUCGCAUGCGGGCUUGUUGAUCCAUGUCUUGCUGGAGACCAUGCGACAACAUCUGUGAUCACCACCCCAAUCUUCCACGAAUGGGACAACGGAUCAUCCAACAUGACUGUAACUCUGGGUGUCAUCAACGCCGACUACGCAUGGGAAUAUGCCAAUACCACGUCCGAACUCAGCAAGCGCACGGGAAUUUCCACGGUCGUGACAGUGGUCAAGUACGGAGCAGCAACCAUCGCCACGGUAAAGCAAGCGAUUGAAAUCUGGGAGUUCAUUGCUGGUAUCAUCAAGUCAAAGUCGGAGGCGGACUCGUGCACAUUGACUUAUGGGACGGAUAUCAGUGGUGAAUACUACUAUGGCUAUGCGUACAAGGCCACGACUACUGGAGAGAAUUGUGACACUACAGCGGAACGCAAGACAAUCCUAAGCGCCGUUGAAAAAUGUGCUACUACACUUCAUUCCAAAGGUGCUGCUGUUGGCUGUUGCACUUUCCACCAUGGGGGUACUUGGCAUGGCCAUCUGCAGCUGAGUGCUGAGCCAGGAACCUAUCCUGUGCACAAAGUUACUUGUUAG
Molecule: messenger RNA, 600 nt
Organism: Penicillium manginii
Lineage: Eukaryota; Fungi; Ascomycota; Eurotiomycetes; Eurotiales; Aspergillaceae
Exons: 1
Coding region: 1-600 (199 amino acids)
Source: RefSeq, a predicted model, not a curated record